Molecule: messenger RNA, 2607 nt
Organism: Paraphaeosphaeria sporulosa
Lineage: Eukaryota; Fungi; Ascomycota; Dothideomycetes; Pleosporales; Didymosphaeriaceae
Product: Sec34-domain-containing protein
Exons: 4
Coding region: 1-2607 (868 amino acids)
Biological process (GO): cytoplasm to vacuole targeting by the Cvt pathway; Golgi organization; intra-Golgi vesicle-mediated transport
Cellular component (GO): cis-Golgi network; COG complex; membrane
Source: RefSeq, a predicted model, not a curated record
AUGUACGAAGACGCGGCGUGGUACUCGUCGUUUGUGCCGCGCGCCGUCAAGCCCGCCGAGCAGACGACGCACCGCCGCCGCGAGUCGUCGCGCCUGGAGCAGCCCCCCGAGGGCCCCGCUGACGUCGAGCGCGCAGAAGCCAUCGCCGCGUCCCGUCGCGACGCCGCCGCGCCCCUCAAUGGCCCGCCGCCCGCCACCGUGGCCCGCCGCGCAAAGUCGUACAGCGACUUCUACGGCGCCGUGCGCGCCCACCUGAGGAAGGACAAGGGCAGCGGGCGCCCCAGGUCCCGAGCGAACAUCAGCAACGAGCUGGCCUUCGCCCAGUGGUACAACGGCGUCCACGACGAGCUGCUCGACGCCAGCCACGACGAGUACAAGCUGUACCAGGACCAGCUGCACCUCACCCGCGCCCACCUCGACACCAUCGUCGCCGACACCACCCACGCCCUCGCCACCCUCGCGUCGCUCACCGCCUCCUUCCAGGCCGUCGACGCCCAGACCACGGCCUUCCGCACGCAAUGCGAGGGCCUGAUCGACGACCAGAAGCGCAUCACCACGCUGGCAGAGGACAUGGAGCAGAAUCUGCGCUACUACCUGUAUCUCGAGCCCAUGACCAAGCGCCUCAAUGCCCCGGGCGCCGCCGCCAUCGUGCGCGGCAGCGACUUCACCGACAUGCUGGCCAACCUGGACAGCUGCCUCGACUACAUGCACGCCCAUCCCAAGCACCGCGAGUCGGCCACCUACCGCUCCAGGUACCGCCUGCUCCUCACCCGCGCCCUGACCCUGAUCCGCGUGCACUUUACCAAUGCGCUGCGCGAGAUCGCCGCAGACGUAGCCAAGCGCAUAGCUGACCGGCAGCUGAACGACACCACGUCCUCGGCCCUGCUCUAUGCAAAGUUCCGGGUCGGCGCACCCGAGCUCAAGCAGAUGGGGCUCGAGAUCCAGAAGCGCGCCGUGCUCCCCGCGGGUGCAGAGCCCGGCGCCGAGGCCGAGUACCAGAGCUUGAUGAACGAACUGUACCAGAGCUACUCGGCAACCCGCGGUCGCCUGAUCCUGCCCAUGGUCACCAAGAAAAUCGGAGAAAUCGCGCAAGCACCGAGCUCCGCCAACGAUCUGGUCGCCUUCGCCCGUAGCAGCAUCAGCUACAUGCGCCGGAUAUGUUCCGACGAGUCCGACCUCUGGGCCGAGUGGUUCGACGGCGACCGCGGCAUGUACGACUAUCUCGAGGCCAUGUGCGAGCCCAUGUACGACCAUCUGCGCCCGCGUACCAUUCACGAAACCCAGAUCCUGAAGCUAUGUGAACUGUCCACCUUCAUCCAGACGCAAUACAUGGAAGACGACGACGACGACGAGUCACCCCUCGAGGCGCCCAGACUCGACUUCCAGAAUCUCGUGCAGCCGGCAUUGCACGAUGCCCAGAACCGACUUGUGUUCCUGUCCCUUGCCGUUCUCCGCGACGACAUCGAGCGUUACAAGCCGAAACCAGAGGACCUGCAAUACCCUCUCAAGAACAAGAAGCAAGCGCUGUCAGGCUCCAAGUCUGGUCAACCAGCCCUCUCGGGCAAAAAGGAACCCAAGACCGAUCUUCCACCGACCCCCCAGAUGCCAAAGACGCCCACGGUGGUCGAGGAGGAUGAUUUCGAUGCCAAGUACAGCUUCAACACCGAGGCCGCCUUCAAAGACUGGUAUCCCACGCUGAGGAAGGCUAUCUGGCUGCUCAGCAAAAUCUACCGACUGGUACAUUCCUCCGUCUUCGACGACCUCGCCCACCGCAUCGUCCACAGCACCACGGUCUCCCUCCGUCAUGCUUCAACCCUCAUCUCCAAAUCCGCCUCCCCCACCGACGCCGCCCUCUUUCUCAUCUCCCACCUCCUCCUUCUCAAGCAGCAAAUCGUCGCCUUCGACAUCGAAUUCGUCACCCCCGAGACCGAUCUCCAGUACGACGUCUCCACAAUCACAAACACCUUCUGGGAACUCCGCUCGCGCGGCAACCUCUUCAACCCGCGCGAGCUCGUCGGCCUGCUCAUCCCCAAGGUCGUCGAAAACAUGCUCGACGCCAAAGCCGAGGUCGACACCGUCCUCCGCCAGGCCAUCAACGACUUCACGGGCCAGUUCGUGAACCGCAUCACCGAGCCCAUCAAGUCCAAGGACGGGACAUCCGUCAUCAAAGUCCCGCCCGCCGAAGCCGCGCCCCGCACGACCAAGAUCCGGAACAACGUCGAGCACGAGACGCCCUUCCUGCGCGGAAAGCUCGAGGAGUACAUCACGGACCACCGCACGCGCGAGAUGCUGGUCGCCGCGGUGCUGGAGGCUGUGGGGCAGACGUACGAGGACUGGUUCGACACGGCGUACACGCCUAGCUUGAACGGCGCGGGGCGCAGCGCCAAGGGCAAGGGGCCCGCGGAUGGGGUGUGGGAUCCUGACGUGUUUUCCGAGUGGUGCGGGGGCGUGUUCAGGGUGGGGACGCAAGGGCUGGGGAUUCUCGGGGCUGGCGAGGACGAGUAUGAAGGGCGUGGGGGCGAGAGCGAUGAUGACAGCAUGCGGGCUGUCAGCGAGCGGACGGGCACGGAGAGGACGGGUGGCACGGGCAUCAGGAUCAGGAUGUAA